This is a messenger RNA of Porites evermanni, 1467 nucleotides long. The record is from the annotation of a GenBank genome assembly. NCBI's taxonomy places the organism in Eukaryota, Metazoa, Cnidaria, Anthozoa, Scleractinia, Poritidae.
AUGGCAACUUCUGAAGUAGAUUAUAACUGUCAGUAUGAGAGUAUUGAAGAGAGAUCAGAGGAGGAAAGUGAAGAGGGAAGUGAACAGUUGGAGGAUAAUGGUUGUUCAGAAGAGCUCGACGUGGGAUCUCAACAGAGGCUGUUGCAUCGUGAAGUGCGUAGCGUGUAUUUAAUUACUUACAGUCAAGCCGACCUUGACAAAUUUCCAACGAGAGACAGUUUUGCUAGAACGGUUGUGCAAGCAUUCGAUGAGACAAGGAGCGGGUUAGCUGAUAUUGUGCAGUGGGUUUGUAGUCAAGAGCGGCAUUCUUCAGGAGGAACGCAUUACCACAUGGCGGUAAAGCUAUCGCAUGCACGCCGAUGGUUGCGAGUAAGAAAUUAUCUCGACGACAACCACUCCAUUCAAGUGAAUUUUUCGUCUGUUCACUCCAAUUAUUAUAGCGCCUGGAGAUACACAACAAAAGAAGAUAGCGAGUAUGUUCAGUCUGUAAAUCAUCCCGAUUUGGUCAACAGCGCCCCACCUCGAACACAAGAGGCCAGUGUGACAACAACGGAACGUGGUGGAACGAAGAGAACAGCCAAGAAAACCAGAAAAAGGAAGGCACCCCGUCUCAGUAUUUUCGACGUGUCUAAGCUAGUCGUAGCAAAAGGAAUAAAGUCCAGGCUAGAACUUCUUGCUCUAGCCUCUCGACAAAUGAAAGAGGGAAAGGAAGAUUUAGCGCAAUUUAUCGCUAACAGAGGAAGUAAAGUUGUUGACGAGGCUAUACAAGUAGGAUGGGAAAUGGAGGAAGCAGAGGAAAAAUUGAAAAGGAAACAAAUGACAAGGAUGGAAAUACUGCACAAAGCUCUAGAAGGUCCGUGUAUCGCUAACUGCAAUGGAGAGUGGUUGGACGUUGCAGAGGAUACUCUCGCACGGAAUAACCUAUCAGGUGGGAGUUUUCAGAGUGCUGUACGCGAGCUACUUGAGAAAGGACGUGGCAAGUACCGAAACAUUUUAAUCUUUGGUAGUGCCAAUUGUGGGAAAACUUUUUUACUAAACCCUUUAAAUGUCAUCUACAAUACAUUUACUAAUCCCGCAACUAGCAACUUUGCUUGGGUUGGAGCUGAAUCCGCUGAGGUUCUUUUUCUUAAUGACUUUCGCUGGAGUCCACAGGUCUUGCCUUGGCACGAUAUGCUUCUACUUUUGGAGGGGCAGACAGUUCAUUUGCCAGCACCGAAGUGCCACUACGCUAAAGACAUUGUAUUUGAAACGGAUACACCAAUAUUUUGCACAGGCAAACAUGAGUUAGUGUUCAUUAAGGGAGGUUGUAUAGAUGAGAGGGAGACCGAAAUGAUGCGAGUAAGGUGGAGAAUCUUCAACUUCUUUUCGCAGAUUCCACACUGCGAGCAAAGAAACGUUCCACCAUGUCCAAGAUGUUUUGCAAAAUUAAUUCUCUGCUCUAACAAUAACAAUAACAGUUCGGCAUAA